Molecule: messenger RNA, 1799 nt
Organism: Harpia harpyja (harpy eagle)
Lineage: Eukaryota; Metazoa; Chordata; Aves; Accipitriformes; Accipitridae
Product: protein FAM240B-like
Exons: 3
Coding region: 110-388 (92 amino acids)
Source: RefSeq, a predicted model, not a curated record
UUGGAGUCCUCUUGAAAAGGGGAACCCAGAGGUAAAACUGACACAAUUCAGUAAUCACUCAAGAAAUCCAUACUUUGACAGAAGAGGAAGCUACUAUACAAUCAAAAAAAUGAGCAAGCAUACCAACUUUAGACACUACAAGAUGGGUGGUCAUGACGCAGAAUGGCUGAAGAACUUCUGGGAAAAAGUCAUCCAAGAGCAAACUAAGCAACGAGAAGAUGAAGAGUCUAGGUUAAGUAAAAGCGCCCUGAACAAACUCCGCUACGAAUGGACUCUGCGGCUGGAAGGCCGAGCAAGGCAGGUCCAGGCACACGCAAAAACGCAGAAAGAACAGAUGACGCUGCUGUCCAUCGAGACUCUUCCCUCGCCAGAUAAAACUGUUGCUUAAAGUUACUGGGAAAACACAGAAAUCUUUGGGCCUGACUCUGACCUUCUGCAUGCACGUAUAAACCAGCAGUUACACUGCUGAACAAGCAAAAGAUCAGAAUCUGGCCCUUUUCCAGAUUACUUACUAGAGCUACUAAUAAAGUCCUACUGAAAUUUAGUGCAAGAAUAAGGUCACAGUAGGUAAUCUCAAAAAAAAAAUAUGCAAAGGGAUAGUUGAGAAGCAGACACCUUUAAUUCUCCAUGAUAUAUUAUUAUUGCGAUGCAGCAGGACUUUCUUAUGUAACUCUGCAUUUCCCAGUGACAACAACAUAUUUCUAGGAAAGAGGAUGGCUUGAUUAAUAGGAAUAAUACAUUCAAACAGCUGCAUGCAAAAUUGCACAUUUCCAUUUACAGAGCUCCAUUUACAGGGCUUAAUGCAGAUACAAGCUGUUCUGCCUGUCUUGAUGAGCCACAGUGAAGGGAGUUAAGGAUUAGUCUGAUCAGCUGGACAGAAGGAGAAAUAUAUUCUUUAAUGGAAUCAGGAAAAAAAAGAAUGAGCUUUUCUGAUCAACAUAUAAGAAAAUUUACAGAUAUUAAUCAUUAAAUUAACAGAGGAAAGGAUUUUGACUUUCAUGGGGUAGGUAAGAAAAAGACUACUGAGGUUAUUAUGAACCAGUCUGAGAAAUGUCAGAGCAAGUGAGUAUGAAGGACAGUUUGAAAUAGAAGGCAGCAAAUCAGUUCAUCAUAACAGCACAGGAAUGCUUCGCAAGGUAUCACGUGCCAUACCUGGUGUGCACUAAUCCAAACACUUGUUGCAUUUCAUCUUCUUCUAGGUCAGGUGAAGGGAGGAAUAACUAAAUGCAGGGUAUUAAUAGUGUGUUCUGCUUACCUAUAUGUCUGUGUAUCUAAAUAUGUUUUGGAUGAAAACAUUUACUUGUUAUCUCUUCAAUUAAUUUCUUUGAUAUGCAAGAGAAAAGUCAUAAGUCUAAACAACUAUUUUUCUCUAACAAUAUUGAGCCAGAUGGAAUGUUACUUUGCAUCUUUGUUUACACUGAAGAAGUGGAUAGGAAUACAUUUGAUAAAUUUCAAAAUAAACCAAAAAUUAAACCAUUUUGACCUCACAGAAAUGCUUUUUUUUAUCCUUUUAAAACAGCAUUUCAUUUAAAAAACCACAGUUUUACAGAAUGUUCACACUGUUACAUAGUGACAUUCUCCCACAUUAAAAAACAUGCUAUCACAAAAAUGUUGCUAUUCCACAAAGGAUUAAAACAAUUAAAAACUUAUAAAUUGUUCUUUGGUUAUUCAAAACUGAAGGGAAUGUAGAAUCAGUCUCUUUUCAUAUAACCCAACCCAAAAAGCAAUUGUUUCUUCCAGUGUUUUUUUUCUAUUCGAAAAGCAAUGCUGAAAAAUAAUAAAGUUGUAGUUGCUUUUGC